AUUUCUGCUAUGCUCUGAUCGCAGAAAACUUGACAUUUAUCUUGGACAAUAAAAAUACCAAUAUGUAUACUUAGUAUAUUUAAGGGUCACCCUAGUAGACUAUUUCAGUUGUUUGUCUUCACCCCCUAUUCAGAGUCUUAUAGAAGUCUUCGGACACCUUGAGGCAUACCGACCUACCUGGUUACUGUAGCUUCUGCAACUCCAUCCUACUAGGCAUAUCCCCACCAUAGCUCGGCAUUUGGGCAUCUACAGUAACAACAAAAUACUUGGCCUAAACUUUCGAAAGUGCGUAUACACGUCUCCUUAUUUGACUACUACAUACUGGCCUUCUCCUUACAUGCCUGCCAUUAUUCGCUUGUUAUUAAGGACUAAACGACGAAAUAGGGGCUGUUAAUAGUUAACCUGGACUAAGCUGUCCAUUCCUCUUUCUGUCUGACGUGCCCCUCACCAGCUAAGCUACCUACCUACCUACGUGACAGGGUUGCCUCUGUACUGUAGUUUCAACUUCAGUCUCCGUGCUCAUCUCCGACCUUUGGCUUUCCUCACCUCCAUACUCAGCAUUCUUACAUUCGUUUUCCCUCCUUCUUCAUCCCGCAUCUUACCAAUAUGUCUUCCCGUCUCCCUCUCUUCACGCGCGGCUCCGCAGACUCGCAAUCUCAGGAGAACGAUCCCAGCUCUCCCGCCGAACAGCGCGACGAUGCCAAGCGAAACUUCCUAAAGACGAUGCGAGCACUACCCACUCAGCAUUAUUGGAACGUCUACUUCGACCGACAGGCCAAGGAAGGGGAAAGCGGUGAUCAGUAUCACUCAGGGCUGGAGCAGCUGGGUACCCAGAUCGAGUCGGUGCAGGACUUUUGGCGAUAUGCCAAUAAUACCCCUGUCGGAAAUAUCGGUGUUCGAGAGUCUUUGUAUCUUUUCAAGUCAGGCUUCCGCCCUGUCUGGGAGGAUCGACGCAAUAUUCUUGGUGGAAGUUGGACAUUCCGCUUCCCUAAGAGCAUAGGUCCUGAUGUGUGGACUCGUGUUCAGCUCCUUGCUAUUGGCGAGAAACUCCAAAGUGUUCUCGACGACGACGACCAGCUUUGUGGUGUUGGUCUCUCCGUCCGCUUCAACUCCCACCUCAUCACCGUAUGGCACCGCGACGCCUCCAAGAAGAACUCAAUCGACAACAUCGUCAAGUGCAUCAUGGAAGAGCUCCCUCCCGAGAUGCACCCCAAGCCUGACGCAUACUACUACAAACGUCACUCAGACCACGCUGGCUUCAACCCUCCCCCGGAGCUCAAAGUCGUGCUCGAUUCCCGCCGACAGGAAGAGGAGAAGCUCGCCGCCGCGGCCAAGGGUGGUGACGCUAAGCCAGCGGUGACGGUCGAGUCUCCGCAAUGAUUUUCACGAAAGUUACGACAUUUGGUUUUGCGCUGCUAUAUAGUUCAGGUUCAUUUCAGGUAGUUGGGUUGACAUAGUGUGUGCUUGUUAGCUCACAUAUCCCGUCCCGUCGCUGUCACCUACGGGGCAUGCAUGCAUCUGAUAAGGCGUUUCAGAAUUAGGUGUUAUUAUACAUAUGUAUUGGCCAGGACCGUUGAUCCUGAGGAACCUAGCGCUUUUAAGAUUGUGUAAUUAGAUUUGGAAACAGUGAAUGCGUAGAGCUGCUCCUUGACUCCUGAUAUAGACACUGAAUGGCUGAUGCCUCCGUUUUUGAACUCAUCAAGGUCCCUCCAAACAAGCCUCAACUCAGUAACGC
Molecule: messenger RNA, 1735 nt
Organism: Fusarium odoratissimum NRRL 54006
Lineage: Eukaryota; Fungi; Ascomycota; Sordariomycetes; Hypocreales; Nectriaceae
Exons: 2
Coding region: 607-1380 (257 amino acids)
Biological process (GO): translational initiation
Cellular component (GO): eukaryotic translation initiation factor 4F complex
Molecular function (GO): RNA 7-methylguanosine cap binding; translation initiation factor activity
Source: RefSeq, a predicted model, not a curated record